Molecule: messenger RNA, 2619 nt
Organism: Psylliodes chrysocephalus
Lineage: Eukaryota; Metazoa; Arthropoda; Insecta; Coleoptera; Chrysomelidae
Source: the annotation of a GenBank genome assembly
AUGAGUAAUAUUUCUCAUAUUAAUAUCCUUGGCAUUGACUAUGCAUAUAAUGUUAUUACUAUACGCAACUCAUCCGUUCAAUAUAUUAGUGAUGGAGCUUUUCAAGGAUUGCCAAGAUUGUACAUAUUAGAUUUAAGUCAAAAUAAUUUGAAAGAUUUAAAAUUCGUAAAAACUUUGCCAAAAUCUAUAGAAAAAAUAAUUUUGAGUCAAAAUAAUUUAAAGCAAAUAGAUUUAACUUAUUUUCUUAAUCGUAAUAUUCAACAAUUAGAUUUAAGUAAAAAUAAAAUUUCUUCUAUAUUGCCAGCCACAAAUAGAAUUGUUAUAGAUUCUGUUGAUUUAAGUUAUAAUAAACUUACUGAUUUUAAUGAAACUAAAUUGAAUUCUCAUGUUGGAUCAUUAAAUCUUAAUUUUAAUUUGCUAGAAAAUAUUGAAAUUGCAGGUAAUAAAAAUGUUCUCGAAAUAGUGGGAAAUAAUAUUUCAUGUAUAAAUUCAAAUGACGAUUUGACCAUUAGAAACUUUCACUCACAUUUUAUACCAAAAAAUAUAUUACAUAGUUUUGGAUUUAGUGCGAACAAUACAUAUUUAGGAUACUUAAACGAUGAAAGAAAACUAAAUAUUAGAAACGACGAGCCUUUUUCUCUUAAUUUUUCAAAAACAAAUUUGUCAAAUAUUUCUAAAAAUUAUUUCAAAAAUAUGAAUAUUCAUAAACUAAACUUGAGUUAUAAUAAUCUUACUAUUUUAAAUAAACCAUUGUUUUUCAAUUCAACGAUAUGGAAUUUAGAUUUGUCACAUUCUGGUAUAAAAAACAUAACAAAGGACGUUUUUUUUGGAAACAAAAACAAUGAUUUUGUUUUAAAUUUAUCAGAAAAUAUAAUUGAAGAAGUUGUAGAUAUUUGUGAAACAAUUCCAACACUUAGUAGACUUGAUUUGUCUUUAAAUUAUAUUAAAACAAUAAAUUCCAAUUCAUUUAAAGACUGUAAAAAUAUUACCGAUUUGUAUUUAAAUCAAAAUAAUAUAACCCAUAUUGGACCCGAUGAUUUCAAAUACAUGGAGAGUUUAUCAACAUUGAAACUGAAUAAAAAUAAAAUAUCAUUUAUUGCCAGUGAGGCUUUAAAGAAUUUAAAUUCGCUGAUGGAAUUGUAUUUAUCAAAUAAUUUAAUAGAAAACUUGGAAGAAUAUACAUUUUCAAACUUAGAAUUAUUGAUGUUCCUAGAUUUAUCAAACAACAAACUAACACACUUAAAGUCUCAUACUUUUGUAAAUCUAAAUGUAAACUAUUUAAAAUUACAAGGAAACGAUAUAAAAUAUAUUAAAUCAAAAGCAUUUCACAGUUUGAAUAAUUUAGGUGUAUUAAAUCUCUCUAAUAUUGGAUUAACAAGUUUAGAAAAUGAUGUUUUCUAUGAUAUGAAUAACAUAAUAUUUAUAGAUUUAAGUAAGAAUCAUUUAGCUAUACUGGAAAAUAAUACAUUUAGAAAUUUACCAUUUAAACAUUUAGACUUAAGUUACAAUAAAUUAGAAGAGAUAAAAACAACUGCUUUUCAAAAUUUAACCAAAUUACUAAUUUUAAAUAUUUCUAACUCUAUUAUUAAUAAGUUAGAACCGUUGGCUUUUUCAUCUAUUACAAAUUUAAAUUCGAUUGACUUGAGAAACAAUAAUUUAACAGGAAUUCAACCAAACGUUUUUAAAAAUAUAAAUGUACAAAACAUGUACUUAAAUGGACUAUCACAACCAGUUUAUUUAGACAAGACAGUUGUAAUUACAAAUUUAUUUUUACAGUUUAAUGGAGUAUUCGAGAAAACAACGAUCUCAAACAUUAAUUUAAAAAAUAUACAUUUAGUAAAUUCUCAAAUUGACUCCAUGAAAAACAAUUGUCUGCUAGGAAAUUAUGGUUUAACACAAUUACUUAUUACUAAUUCAAAUAUUUCUUCAAUAGAAUCAAAUGCACUCAGAGGUUUAUUUGACAUAUUAAAUUUAGAUGCUUCAAUCAUUUUUAAAAAUAUAGAAAAGUUAGAAGCCAAUAUUUUUGAAGAUUUAAUCAGUUUAAAAAUUCUGAAAAUAUCUGAUACUAAAAUAAAUGAAAUCGAUGUUGAAACAUUUUCUGAACUUUCUAGUUUAGAAGAAUUGUAUUUAGACGGGAAUAACUUGAAUUAUAUAAACGCAAAUACUUUUGCCCCUUUAAAAUGGUCGCUUAUUGUUUUAGAUUUGUCGAGAAACUCUAUUACUUUUUUGGAACCAGAUUUAUUUAAAUUAUUUGUUUUAAAAAAAUUAUUUAUAAACAAGAACUCAUUGACAACUCUCAGUUUUAAAACAUUUCGUUAUACAACAAACUUAGAAGAGUUAAGAUUAGACAGUCAUUCGCUAUCGCGCUUAUCACCUGGAAUAUUUGAGGGGCUGGAAAAUUUAAAAAGUCUCAAUAUUUCUAGUAAUGUUGAUUUAUACCAAUAUCCUUCACUAAUUACCAACUUGGAUUCUUUAAAAAAUGUACGAUCGCUUUAUUUGGAUAACACAAAUAUAAAAGAUAAUUUUAUAUACAGUAACAUACAGAGUUAUUUUCCUUAUUUAAAUGGGAUUACUAUAAAUGACAAUAGAAUUAGUUGUUCUUUUCUGUCUAAUGUGUAG